AUGCCGCUUUUGGUAAUGAUUUGAGAAUACCACUCGAAGAAAUUUUCUUCUUUUUUUACCUCUAAUCCUAAUCUCGUUUUACCGACAUCUACAUCUUUUAUACCUUCGUUCUUAUUUGUUUCUUUGUUCGAUGUAUUCUUUUGUUUAGAAGUAUCUUCUUUUUUCUUCUUCUUGGACGUUACGUCGGAUCUUAUUGGCUUCCAUUCUUGACCGGUUAAUGUUUUGUAAUUAUCUUUCAAAUCUAGUAGAAUUUUUACCUCUUGAUCGAUGAUACUUUUAUCUGCUUUAGCUUCUUUUAAUUCUCUUACUUUGUCUCCUUGUUUUUGUAUUUUUUCUGGAAGCACAGUGCUUGCUGGAUUAGCGGACGACGGUUUCCAAUCUUGACCGGUAACUGAUUCGUAUUCUGACUUUAAAGCUAAAUGUUUCUUUGCCUCUUCGUCGAUAUCUUUAUCUGCUUUAGCUUCUUUCAAUUGUCUCGCUUCGUCUUCUUGUUUUUGUAUUUUUUCUGGAGGUACAGUGCUUGCUGGAUUAGCGGACGACGGUUUCCAAUCGUGACCGGUAACUGAUUUGUACUCUGACUUUAAAGCUAAAAGUCUCUUCACCUCUUCGUCGAUGAUACUUUUUUCUGCUUUUGAACUUUUUAAAUGUCUUACUUUAUCUCCUUGUUUUUGAAUUUCGUUAAAUAAUUUUUGAUUAACGUGUGAUUCUAUUGAUAUGUUUUGUGCUAUAUUUUGACCUUUUAUUCCGUUCCACUCGUUACCAGUUAUAUUUUUAUAUUCAACUUUUAAAGCCAAAUAAGCUUUUAUCUCUGGAUCAAUUGUACGUUUGCAUUGUAUAUAAUCUGUUUGUUCGAUAAUUUUAGACAAUAUUUUAGCUAAUAGCUGAUUAAUUUUUUGAUCCAGUAAACCUGCAUUUAGCAUUUGUUUCUGAAACGAUAACGGUAAGAAAAAUAUUUACGUAAAUGUUAAUGUAACGUGUAUAUUAUUAACUUUUGAUUGCAAAAACAAAAUGAUACGUACAUUUUCUUGAGAUAUUUCUUUAACUGGUGUCGAUUUGUUAAUAUUUGAUGUAGUUUCGGUAGACCUUGUUACGUCUGUAGCAUGGCCAUCUGGAAUGUAAAAUAAUAUUAAAGGCUGUUCUCUAGAGGAAAAUGGACUGAUAGCAGCAUAAGGUACAUCGCAUCUAAAAAAUCCUUUUCUUUGUAACUGAAUUAUUUCUCCUUUUUCGACACGUUUUAAUGCUACUUCUCCGAGCAUUCGUACUUCAGUCUGAAAAUAUUUACUAUAUUUUUAUUCUGUUUCUUAAAUUAUUUAUGAUUAUCGCAAAUGGUAAAAACUUACUCUCGUUUCUUUUGCAACAAAAUCUUUGUAAUCAUCGUCCUUUCCCAAUACUGGUUUACGUAUAAUAUGAUUAAAGUAAACGGUAUAGCAUGGAAUUAGAUUAACUUUAUUAACGUCAUCUUCAUUUUCAGAAGAUGCCGAUAACCAUGUAAUUUUUAAUGUAUUUUUAUAAUCUUUGUUUUCUAAAUUUAGUUGUGCUGUUAUUUGUUUGAUAACGUUAUUCUCUUUUUCAAUUUUUUUUAUUAAUACGUUACCCCAAUUAAUGAGGGUAAUAUUUUGACCUUCGAUCAACAAGUUUGCAUCGUUUCUUUCUAUGUAUAAUUGUGAUCCUACCGAUACUUGUUUAGUUCCUUUUGAUAUAUUUUUCGGAUGAUUCUGAACAGCCAACCAUUCCUCUUUCGCGUCGUUUAUAUGUAGGGAUACAAGUUUAUCAGAUUCUAAAGCGGUAUAUCUAAAAAUCGAUAUUAUAUAAAUUAGUUGUGCAAAUAUUUUUCGUAAAAACGUUUCAUUGUUACGUUUCAUAUAUACCUAGUAGCGAUUGGAUCAAUGACUUUUUUGUUAAAUGCCCAUAUUUUAUCCCACUCCAUGAAAACGACAGACUUUGAACUACCUUGGGCAAUGAUAAACUGUUUUAAUCCUUCGACUGUCAUCCCUCUUCUCAAAAUACCCCUUACUGUUGGAAAACGUGGAUCAUUCCAACCAUCGACUAAACCUUGAUCGACAAACCAAGUUAAUUUUCUUUUUGACAAAACUGUGUGUGUCAUAUUUAAACGUGAAUAUUCCCAUAUGUAAGGUCGUCUCAAUCCUAGUGCAUCGAUUAUCCAGUAAAAUUGAACAUCUCUGUCGUGAUAUUCUGUUGUACGCAAAGUAUGAGUAAUGUUUUCAACAGCAUCGACGAUAGGACAAGCAAAAUCAUACGUUGGAUAAACUCUAUGUAAAAAAUUAUGAUAUAAUCAAGUAUAGAAGAAAUGAAAUAUUUGUGAUUUCUUUUAAAUUUUUAACAUCCAUACUUGUAUUUUGCGCCAGUACGAGGAUGCGGUUGUAGUUUACACCUAUAAAUCGUUGGAUCUCGUAAACAUCCGUUUGUCGAUUGAUAAUCAAUUUUUGCUCUGACGCAACAUUCCUGGCCUUUAACGGAACCUUGUUGCAUCUCAUUCCAUAAUUCAAGAUUCUUUUCAAUAGCUAAUGGAACAAAUAACUUUUUUUAAACAGAUUUCUCUUCGUUUAAAUUAUUUCGAAAAUAUCGUGCUAUUUUUAUUUCAACUCUACACUUACAAUUAUUUCUAUUUGAUGACAUUAAUUUCUGAUCACGUUGUUCUUUCAUUAUAUCAGCUGGUGUAUCAUCUAUAUAUGCCUUGCCAUCUUUUAUCAAUUUGGCACAGUACUCCAACAUUAAGUCAAAAUAAUCAGAAGAAUGACUAAAUUUAUCUGGCUUGAUUUGCAGUAACUCUAAAUCUUCUAAAAUAGCUUUUUCAAAUUCUACAUUUUCUUUUGCAGGGUUUGUAUCGUCGAAUCUCAUGAUGAGCUGUCCUUGAAAUUUUUGUGCAUAAUAUUGAUUUAACAAGGCAGCCUUAGCAUGGCCAAUGUGUAAGUAGCCGCUUGCUUCUGGUGGGAAACGUACUAUGACCUGGUAAUAAAUAAAUUUAUACAGAUUAUAUACAUUAUCUCUGCAUAAAGAGAUUGUUUCAAAUGUAAAUUACUUACUUUACCCAUUUCUGCGCCAGGCAAAUUAAUAAAUUUACCUUCCUGUUUUCUUUGUCCUGUUUGUUUAGUCAUAGUUUUUUCAGAUGGUGCGUUAUUAUCAGAAGACGAUAUAGCAUUCUUUUCAACUGAACUUAAUACUUCUGUCACAGUUUGCAACGAAAGCAUCUGUUUGUACCAUCUGGUUAUACUAAUAAAUUCUUUUUCAAACUGUGUCAGAAAUUUCUUAUCUACAAGAGCACAAAAUAUAUGGAUAUCAGCAAUUGUUAAUUUUUUAGAGACCAACCAAGUAUUUGUGGUUAAUGUGUUAUCUAAAUAAGAAAGUGCAUCUUCCUUCAAAGGAUAAGAUCCUAGAGGUCCAAUUGCAAAUGAUAACCAAUGAUCAACUUGAGUCUUCUCACAAGGAUUGACACCACCUGUGUUAAUCGUGUAGCAAAUAUAAGCGAUAAAGAAAAAUCUGCAUGUACGUCGUAAGAGAAAUUCAACUUAUGUUUACCAUAAAGAUUUGUACAUAUAGUUCUAGCAAAGUAACGACUAACGUCGUUGCUUUUUUUUCCCAAUACUUUAUUCCGAUUAUCAGUUAGUUGUAUAUUUCCAUCGCACUUCCAAUCGCUGCACCAAAUUAUUUCAAUUUUUUCUUUAUUUUGGGAAUUGAUUAUUUCUACUACUAUUAAUGCAUCUAUACAAAUUAAAACAUCAGUUGUCAAUUUAAUAUAAUUUUAUUAAAAAAAAAAAAGAAUAUAUAUAACAGUACUGUUUUAUCAAUGAAAAAAUAAUUUCAAUAUUAGCGUCGAUGUAUGGUUAAGCCUUUUAGCAUCUGUUUUCUAAAUUAUUUUUGACGUAUAGUUAAAUUUACUGUAUUUGGAAUGAAACUGUGUUACGAUAAAACUUACCUAUCGGUGGAUUUUUAGGAUCAACUGUAACUUUGUAAGUCAUUUUUGUUGAAAUUAUGCUUAAAUAAAAAUUACAUUCAUAAGUAUAUUCGCCCGUGUCAAAACCUCUCCACGUUUGCGACAGUAUCUAACUCUCACGCUACUUCGCUACUACUAUUUCUGGACGCAUGCGCGUGUCUACACACACGCGUAGAGAAAAUUAUUCUGAAGAAGAAGUACUAUAAAUUAGAUAUAUGUAAUGUGAUAAGUUAUCUUUUUAUAAUUAAGAUUUAAAAUUAAGAUUAAGAAUUAUUCGGGAACUAUAGGAUAUAAAUUACUUGUCGAUGAUAAAUUUCAAACUAUAGAACUAAGGUGUGUAAUUUCAAAUAUGUACGUAUAUUCAUAACCAUUUUAAACAUAGAUGGUUGCGAUGGUUGCUAUUUUUUAUUUAAAAAUAUAAGAAAUUACAUAUUUAAAGAUAUUAGCGAAAGUAAAUUACAUAUCAUUUUUAAACAUCGAAUAUUUAAUUUUCUUUUCUUCUUUAUGAAUUCGUUAUUUCAGUUUUCUCUGUAAACAGUUAUCUUCUUUCGUUUUUGAUUGGAUUAAUAGCAACGUUGAUCCUGUUCUUAAUAAUCUUUGGUAACAACUAUAUAGCACUAGAUUUUUACGCAUAUAGAUGCGUGAAUAUGUACGUACUAUGUAAAACGAUAGAUUCAUUGAUUCGUUUAAAAUUUCUCUAUGAUAUAUCAUAGGUUUUUAAUAAAUUUUCACCAAUAUUCUCGAUAUUUUAAUAGGUUUUUCGAUUAUCUACUAAUUGGAAUUUAGGUAAGUAGCCGACGUGUAACGAUAUGUAACAAGUAGAAAUAUACGCAAAGGUGGGUCGGUCACCUGGAGAUAACUGUAAAAUGUCAUCAACGAAUGUGUGUCAGGCAUGGACUUGACGCUGUUCAGUGACACUCGUGGGAUCUGUUGUCAUAAUAAUUAUGUUUCGUCAAUGUUAAUUUGAUCGGGGAAAAGAUAACUAUCUUGGUACAGAAUCUUCUGUUGAUUAAUUUAAACGUGUAUGUAAGAUAAUAUUUAUUUAAACGAAACAUGCUUUACUUAGUAUAGAUAAUGGAUAAUUGCAUUUUCUUCUAAUAUGUUAUGAAUAUAUUAAUAUAUAUUCGUGUUUAAUUUUCGUUUACGAUGCAACAAGAUUAUCGUUGAAUUUAAUUUAAUGGUAUUAAAUAUCAAUUGAUUCAACGUGUGUUAUUCGUUGUCUGUUAUACGAUAAUUAUUUAAUUAAAUCAAAUAAAAAAGUAUAUAUUUAUGCAUAUUUUUAAUUUUAUGCAUGUGCUUAAUUUUUAAUAGAAAUUCUGCAAACAUUUACAAAUGUUUAUAGAUGCAUAGAAAAGUAUAUGAAGAUUAGUAUUUUAAGUAGUAUUAAUCUUUACAUUCUUGUUUUAGUUUGUGGUUUAUAGACAUUUGAUGUCGUAUAAUUCAAAUAUCAAAGAUUUACUAAUUUAUUUUUUAUUACAGAUAAAACAAUUAAUAUGGAGGGACCAGAAAUAACAUUUUUAUUCCAGUUUGGUUUAACUCGUGAUACUGUUACAGUUGAAAGCAGUACAUUGACUCUCAAGACUCUUAAAGAAUUUGCUUGCGACUUUAUAAAUACAAAGUGUCCGGAACAUGGUUUAAAUCAUUUAUUUGAACGAUUGCUUUUAUUUAAGCAUGACUAUAAUUCCACUAAUAUCUUACAACUUAUUACAAACGCCACUGAAGUUGUUGAUGAGACAUUGGUAGAAAUUGUUUUGACUGCACAAGUGCCAAAUGAAGAAGUUCCCAUUCGUCCCCAUGCUUUAACUGUUCAUUCGUAUAAAGUUCCAACGUUUUGCGAUUUUUGUGGAGAAAUGUUAUUUGGUCUUGUUCGCCAAGGUCUAAAAUGUGAAGGUUGUGGAAUGAAUUAUCAUAAAAGAUGUGUUAUAAAAAUACCUAAUAAUUGCUCACAUGAUGCCAGUCAAAGACGGCGUAGUUCUGCAAUGUUAAAUGUACCAAGGUCUCCGAGUCAAGGAUCUACUAGUAGUUUGACCAGCAUUAGUGAUGAUAAUCAUAGUACAAAUAAUACACCGAAUGCAAGUCAAAAUAACAGUACUUUGACAAUACCAAGUAUAAUGGCACCGAAACAAUCUCGCUCUCCUUCAUUGGGAGGACGACCAGUGUGGGUUGAACGAGAACUUGCAACACGUAUAAAAAUUCCACAUACGUUUGUGGUACAUACUUAUACCAGGCCAACUGUAUGUGGAUAUUGUAAAAAAUUAUUACGAGGGUUAUUUAAACAAGGCCUACAAUGCAAAGAUUGUCAAUAUAAUGCACACAAGAAGUGUAUAGAAAAAAUACCUAAAGACUGUACUGGAGAAAAUCCACGUGACAAUACAGGUAACGAAUAUCCUGAUAGCGGUGUCGGCAGUGAACCAGAAGGAAAAUGCGAUGGUAGAAAUGAAGAGGGCGAUGGUGAUAGCGAUGCCGAAUCUCCUUCACCUCCUCAGCACUCAUCUUUUGUAGUAGAUGAAACAAAAGCAUCUGAUGAAUUUACUUUCUACACCAAGCAAUAAUAUUCCUCUGAUGCGCAUAGUGCAAAGUGUUAAACAUACAAAACGACGUGGUUCGAAAGUUUUGAAAGAAGGUUGGAUGGUACAUUUUACAAACCGUGAUCCAAUGCGGAAAAAACAUUAUUGGCGCCUUGAUACAAAAGCUAUAACAUUAUUCCAAAAUGAAAAUAGUUCCAAAUAUUACAAAGAAAUUCCAUUAGUUGAAAUAUUGUCUAUUGAAACUGCUGAGACAUCUCGUUCACAAACGAUGCAUUGUUUUGAGUUAAAAACUGCCAAUAUUGAUUAUUAUGUUGGAGAAGAUCCUUCGUAUGGAGAAAACUGUAGUCAAGUUCCUCCACCAGAAAGUGGUAUUGGAGCACAUAUAGCUAGGUCAUGGGAAACGAGUAUUAGGCAAGCGUUGAUGCCUGUAACUGUAUCAGUCAGUCAAGAAGAAUCUACAGAACCCGAAGAAAAUGUUACCGAUAUGUCUCAAUUGUAUGAGAUCUUUCCAGAUGAAGUUUUAGGUUCUGGACAAUUUGGUACCGUGUAUGGAGGCAUUCAUCGUAAAAGUGGACGAGCAGUCGCCAUUAAAGUUAUUGAUAAGUUACGUUUUCCUACAAAACAAGAAGCGCAGCUUAAGAAUGAGGUUGCUAUUCUCCAAAAUCUGUCUCAUAGCGGAGUUGUUAAUUUAGAACGAAUGUUCGAAACUCCUGAACGAAUAUUUGUAGUUAUGGAAAAAUUAAAAGGCGAUAUGCUGGAAAUGAUAUUAAGUUCAGAACGUGGCCGUCUUAGUGAAAGAGUAACUAAAUUUCUAAUUACACAGAUAUUAGUAGCAUUGAAACACUUACAUAGCAAGAAUAUAGUACAUUGUGAUUUAAAACCUGAAAAUGUGUUGUUAAGCAGUGAUAACGAAUUUACACAAGUAAAAUUAUGCGAUUUUGGUUUUGCAAGAAUCAUAGGAGAAAAAAGUUUUAGAAGAAGUGUUGUUGGUACUCCAGCAUAUCUAGCACCAGAAGUUUUAAGGAACAAAGGUUAUAAUCGUUCUUUAGAUAUGUGGAGUGUUGGUGUAAUUAUUUACGUAUCGUUAAGUGGCACGUUUCCAUUUAAUGAAGAAGAAGAUAUUAAUGAACAAAUUCAAAAUGCUGCUUUCAUGUAUCCACCUAUGCCUUGGCAAGAAAUCUCGUCUGAUGGAUUAUCAAACAUGGUGUGAUUUACGAGAAUUAGAAGCAAAAGUAGGAUAUCGUUAUUUAACUCACGAAAGUGAUGAUUCCCGAUGGUCAGCAUACAGUAACCAGCGUACAUGACAGAACUCUCUGCCUACAUUAAACAUCGAAACAUUGCCAAAUAAUUUAUCUGUACACAAAGGCUGGGCUCGUAGUGCACGAGCUACAUUGCGACGGUUCAUUCGUGCCUGACUUGACUACAUUUAUGAUAGGGAGUACAACUAUAUUUUUUUUUCAGUAUCGGUAAACUGAUAUGAAAUACUGAUAUGAUAACUCUGUUAUAUAUCUUUCAAAAUAUUUUAUGUAAAAAAAAAAUUAUUACGUAGAAAUUUAUGUAGACUGCGUUGUGUAAGAUAAAACAUUCAACAAAAGAUAGGAGAAAGCAACAGUAAUAUUUUCUUGGAAAUUCUUCGGUAAUUUUAAUAAUGAAUUUGAACGUGUUACAAGGUACUUGGUAUAGAAAUUUUUUAUAGUUGGUAAAGUAUGAAAAUUACUCUAGAGAAUAAUAGAUAUAGUAUUAUCAUGAUAUUUUAGACAAUUAUUUAUUUUAUCAUAAAAUAAAUAAUUGUUUCAUGCUGUUUUAUUAAUGUAACACUUUGAAUAUAUAAUACCAUUUUACAAGUAAUAUACAUAUAUAAGUGUUAAUCUCGUAAAUAACAUAUUUUUCAGCUUAAAAUAGAAAUACAUACAUAGAAUGUUUUAUAAAUGCACAAGAGAUGCUUAAAAUAGAAUAAUUAGAUAUGUCAAACAGUAUGUAUAAAUUAUAAAAUAUAUGUAUAUUUCUUAUAUAUAUAUAUAUAUA
Heterotrigona itama is the source of this 8505-nucleotide messenger RNA. The record is from the annotation of a GenBank genome assembly. Lineage: Eukaryota; Metazoa; Arthropoda; Insecta; Hymenoptera; Apidae.